AUGUCCUACAGCAGCGAGCCGUGCGGCGUGAGGUGCCCGCAGCCCAUCGCCGAGAGCUCCAACGAGCCGUGCGUGCAGCAGUGCCCCGAGUCCCGCGCGCUGAUCGUGCCCCCGCCGGUGGUGGUGACCCUGCCGGGCCCCGUGCUCAGCACCUUCCCUCAGGACAGCGUUGUGGCAUCGACGGGCCCAGCCUGGCUGGGGCCUUCCUUCAGUUCCCAGGGCUAUGUGGGCGCCCAGGGCUAUGGGGGCUCCUUUGGGUUAGGGAGCUCCCGUGGUUAUAGGGGCUCCUUUGGGCUGGGAGGUUUUGGGGGCUAUGGGGGCUGUGGGGGUUAUGGGGGCUCCCAGGGCUCCCAGGGCUAUGGGGGCUCCUUUGGACUGGGAGGUUUUGGGGGCUAUGGGGGUUAUGGGGUCUCCCGGGGCUAUGGGGGCUCCUUUGGACUGGGAGGUUUUGGGGGCUAUGGGGGCUCCCGGGGCUAUGGGGGCUCCUUUGGGUCUGGGGGCUCCCUUGGCUACGGCCGUUCCCUGGGGUACGGAGGUGACAGUGGCUAUGGGGGCUCCUUUGGGGGCUAUGGGGGCUACCUGGGGGGCUAUGGGGGCUCCUUUGGCAAUUGCGGGAGGUCCUACAGCUCCGGCUUCUCCUCACGGGGCCUGGGCUAUUCCCUGCCCGGCUCCUGGGGAUGGGGCAGGUCCCGCCGUGGCAGCUGCGGUGUUUUCUGAAGCCCCCCUGGCAGUGGCAGCCCCCAGAGGCAGUGGCAGCCCUGGAGCCCUGCCCGGAGCCACGGGCAGUGGCAGCUGAGUGUGCCCAGGAGUGCCGGGUGUGCCCUGAGCCCUCCAUGCCCUGGGAAUGUCCUGAGCCCUCCAUGCCCUGGGAAUGCCCUGAGCCCUCCAUGCCCUCUCUGUGCCCUGAGCCCUCCAUGCCCUGGGAAUGUCCUGAGCCCUCCAU
Messenger RNA from Prinia subflava (tawny-flanked prinia), 943 nucleotides. RefSeq names its product scale keratin-like. Lineage: Eukaryota; Metazoa; Chordata; Aves; Passeriformes; Cisticolidae. Gene Ontology annotation, cellular component: intermediate filament. The transcript is spliced from 3 exons. The coding region runs from base 1 to 717 and encodes 238 amino acids. The record is from RefSeq and is a predicted model, not a curated record. Gene Ontology annotation, molecular function: structural constituent of cytoskeleton.